AUGGCAGGUUGGUACUUGGGAAAUAUGACUGUUAAUGAAACCAAAGAGAAAUUAAAAGAGGCACCAGAAGGAACUUUCUUGAUUAGAGAUAGCUCGCAUUCAGACUACCUACUAACAAUAUCUGUUAAAACAUCAGCUGGGCCAACUAAUCUGCAAAUCGAGUACCAAGAUGGGCAAUUCAGAUUGGACUCUAUCCUAUGUGUCAAGCCCAAGCUUGAACAAUUUGACAGUGUGGUUCAUCUGAUCGACUCCUAUGUUCAGAUGUGCAAGGAUAAGCGGACGGGCACAGAAGCCCCCUGGAGCACUGUUCACCUUUAUCUGACCAAACAGCUCUACACAUCAGCACCACCUCUCCAACAUCUCUGUAGACUCACCAUUAACAAAUGUACCGGUACCGUCUGGGAACUGCCUUUACCAACAAGACUAAAAGAUUACUUGGAAGAAUAUAAAUUCCAGGUAUAAGUGUUUCUCUUUUUCUAACCAUGCCUCAUAUAGAGUAUCUCCGAAUGCAGCUAUGUAAAAGAGAACCAAAACUUGAGUGACUGCUCUGGAUAACUACUUGGAAUUCUAAAAACAGCUG
Messenger RNA from Canis lupus familiaris (dog), 580 nucleotides. RefSeq names its product suppressor of cytokine signaling 2-like. The record is from RefSeq and is a predicted model, not a curated record. Gene Ontology annotation, biological process: phosphatidylinositol phosphate biosynthetic process; intracellular signal transduction. Gene Ontology annotation, cellular component: phosphatidylinositol 3-kinase complex. Gene Ontology annotation, molecular function: 1-phosphatidylinositol-3-kinase regulator activity. NCBI's taxonomy places the organism in Eukaryota, Metazoa, Chordata, Mammalia, Carnivora, Canidae.